UAACCCUUUUAGUGUCUUAAUUUGCAUUCUUUUCAGCUGUAGAGAGGAUAAAUUCAAACUGUAUACUGUCUUAAGAUUGAGUUGAGGGUGGCACAAGAGACUUUACCAAAGCUAAUGCUGAUGCUUCAAACUUUGCUUUUUUUAAUGAAUUGAAAAACCAUUAAAUCACUUCUAAUAAUAUAAUUAAAUGAACCAGAAGCAAGGUGCACUGAACUCACUGCAGGGGUUGUAGAUUGAUGGUCUGCCAUGUUCAGUACGGAUCUCGAUAUUGGUAUUGGAUCAGAUUGUUGCGGUCUCUAAAUAUACUGUAUAGUGAAGUAUUUUUCAUACUGGCUGUACUUGUGAUGAUGGAAAUGACAAUUAUGCUCCAAAAAAAAAUGUGAUGGCUGCAUCAGAAUGUUAAUUUAAACUUCAGGCCGUGAGCUGAUAUUACAAUUUCUUUACUACAUAAAAUGAAACGAAGAAAAUAUAUGUUAAAUAAAGUUAAUUUUUACUAAUGUAUGUUUUUAUAUCUUUGUAGAGUCGAUUCUUCUUCACCAGCUGGUCACUCUUCUGCCACUGUUAACCCUGGACGGAAGGUCGUCAUUCGGGGUCUGACUUACACAAACAUGGACAAGAAACAAAAAUGGACUCCAGGUCUUGAAGCUAUAUUGUUGAUACUGCUGAGUCACAUGACUGCAGGGCUUGAAGUGCCUCUUGAUCCUAAAGUACUGGAAGGAUUGCCUCAACCCCCCACCAUAACUCUGCAAUCCCCAAAGGAUUAUAUCUUUGAUCCACGGGAGAACAUCGUCAUUCACUGCGAGGCCAAAGGGAAGCCUCAUCCCAGUUUUUCAUGGACAAGGAACGGCACCAACUUUGAUGUGGAGAAGGACUCCAAAGUCCUGAUGAAGCCCGGUUCAGGAACGCUGGUCAUCGAUAUCAGUGGAGAAAAGGCUGAUGCCUACGAGGGAACAUACCAGUGUACAGCUAGCAAUGAGCAUGGCAGAGCUCUGUCCAACACCAUUAUGAUCAGGCAGUCCAGGUCCCCCUUGUGGUCAAAGGAGAAAAAUGAGGCAAUUUUGGUGCAGAAGGGGGUUUCUCUCGUGCUUCCAUGUCGACCCCCGGCUGGCCUGCCUCCUCCUGUCAUUUUUUGGAUGGAUAACAACUUCCAGAAGCUCCCGCUGAAUAAGCGCGUGUCCCAGGCCCUGAACGGAGACCUAUACUUUUCCAACGUUCUCCCAGAAGACACCCGGAGUGAUUACAUCUGCUACGCUCGUUUUCCAUACACGCAGACCAUCCAGCAGAAACAGCCCAUCUCUGUCGUAGUGCUCAACAGCAAUCCAGGGGGGGAGCGUCGCCCCGGUUUCAAGUUGCCGAGCGGCAGUACGAGCAACAAGAUGGUUCUGAGAGGAGAGACUCUCGAGCUGGAAUGCAUCGCUGAGGGAUUACCCACUCCAGACAUUUCAUGGCAGAAGGAUGCAGGGAAGCUGCCGAGCGGCAGGGCGUUCUUUUCCAACUUCAACAAAACACUGAAGAUUUCUGACGUGAAUGAAGACGACGGUGGCGAAUACCGCUGCACAGCGACUAACAAGCUGGGCUCUGCACAUCACCUGAUUAAAGUCACCGUUAAAGCUGCUCCUUUCUGGAUCAGUGCUCCCAGAAACCUGAUAUUGGCUCCGAAUGAGACCGGCAUCCUAACCUGCCGUGUUAAUGGAAAUCCCAAGCCAAAAAUUAAUUGGUUUGUCAAUGGACGUCCAAUACAGGAUGUUUAUGAAGAAAAUGGCCCAAAGAUAGAGGAGGACACUGUGAUUCUCAGCAAUGUACAGUCGGGAACCAGUGCUGUCUUCCAGUGCAAUGCAUCUAAUGAGUUUGGAUACUUGAUGGCUAAUGCGUUUGUAAAUGUGCUGGCUGAAGCUCCAAGAGUUCUCACUCUGCCAAACCAAGUGUACCGAGUCAUCAUGAACCACCCGGCGCUGCUCGACUGCGCCUCCUUUGGCUCACCGAUACCAACCAUCGCAUGGUUUAAAGACGGUCAGACCAGCAUAAAGAACAGCGACUCCUAUGUGAUCCAUGAGAACGGCACGCUGGAAAUCAACGUGGCUCAACCUUUACACAGUGGGAAGUACACCUGCACUGCCACCAAUAACCUAGGAUUUAAAGAGAAUGAUGUCUUCCUGGAAGUUAAAGAACCCACUCGCAUCCUCACCCAGCCGACAUACAAAAAGGUGCAGAGAGGAAUGAGUGCUCUGUUUGAGUGUAAAGUCAAACAUGACACCACCCUCAUGCCCACCAUGACCUGGCUGAAAGAUAACGGAGAACUACCAGACGAUCAGAGGUUUGAGGUGGGCGAUGAGAGUCUGAUCAUCAGAGAUGUGACAGAUGAUGACGCAGGCACUUACACCUGCAUCACAAACACCAUUCUGGAUCAGGACUCUGCAAGUGCUGCAUUGACUGUUGUUGAGGCAACUCCUCCUCCACCAAUUGUGUUAGAAAAGCCGGACCCUCCGACUGACCUGGAGCUCACCGACCAGAUGGAGAGAAGUGUUCAGCUCACCUGGAUCCCCGGAGAUGAAAACAACAGUCCAAUACAGAACUUUUUGAUUGAAUACAUGGAUCUACUCCACCAGCCAGGAGUUUGGGUCAACCUCACAGAAGUUUCUGGUACCACCACCACGGCCCAGCUACAGCUCUCUCCAUACGUCUACUAUACGUUCAGAGUGCUGGCUCAGAACGACGUCGGCUACAGCGACCCCAGUAACCCCUCGGCACAGUACAGGACCAACCCUUCAGCUCCGGAUGAAAAUCCAACAAAUGUGGAAGGAGCAGGAACCGAGUCUGACAACUUGGUCAUCUCUUGGAAGCCCCUCACAGGAUUUCAGUCAAAUGGUCCGGGACUCCAGUACAAGGUGCAGUGGAGACAAAAGGAUGUGGAAGACGAUUGGACCUCGAAGAAUGUUGUCAACGACUCCCAGCUCAUUGUUUCUGGAACACCAACCUAUGUGGCCUACGAAAUUAAAGUUCAGGCCUUUAAUAACUACGGCAACGCUCCUGAACCCACAGUUGUGAUUGGAUACUCGGGAGAAGACAAGCCUUUGUCUGCUCCUGGCAGCAUCCAGGUCACUGUUCCUAACAGCACGCUGGCAGAAGUUCAGUGGGAACCGGUAUCAGAUCCCUCUGUCCGAGGUGAACUGCAAGGAUACAGGGUGUACUACCGUCGGGUGCGAGGCCAGCAAGACCAACAGGAAGAAGCAGACGAGCAGGAGCAAAUUUUAACUUUCAGUGGUAACCGCAGUGAGGGAAUGCUGCCGGGGCUUCAGCCUUACAGUGUCUACGACCUCUUCAUCAAGGUGUUCAAUAACAAAGGAGAAGGACCUCCUAGCCCCAAAAAGACCUUUGAAACCCCUGAAGGAGUACCAGAUCUUCCUUCUUUUCUGAGCGUGACUGACCACGGUUUGGACACUCUUACGGUUAAAUGGGGCCCACCUUUGAGCAACAAUGGACGCCUUACAGGAUACACUCUCAAAUACCACCCUGUUAAUACCACAAGUGAACUGGGACCAGUCAAGGAAGUGACCUUUCCAGCCAACGUGACUGCCAUCACACUGACCAGCCUGAACUCAAGCAUGCUCUAUAAGUUUUACUUGAAGGCUCGGACAAGAAAAGGCCCUGGCCCUGAAAUCACAGAAGAGGCAUCUACUGCCAUGGAUACAGCUCUUAUUCAGCCCACUAUACAGCCAGGCAAAGGCCCCACAGAGCCCCCCCACCCAACCUCCCCCAUCACUCUGUCUCUGCAUCCCCCGCUUCACAAGGCUGCCCCCAACCGGCAGGUAGACAUCGCCACGCAGGGCUGGUUUAUCGGACUGAUGUGCGCCAUCGCUCUCCUGAUCUUGGUGCUUCUUAUCGUAUGCUUCAUCAAGAGAAACAAAGGUGGCAAAUAUCCAGUUAAAGAGAAAGAAGACGCUCAUCAAGACCCAGAGAUCCAACCUAUGAAGGAGGACGAUGGAACAUUCGGGGAGUACAGGUCAAUGGAGAGUGACACCGAGGACCACAAGCCACUGAAGGGCAGCCGGACGCCAUCCAACGGGACGGUGCGGCGCGACGAGAGCGACGACAGUUUAGUGGACUACGGGGAGGGCGGGGAUGGACAGUUCAACGAGGACGGCUCCUUCAUCGGCCAGUACAGCGGCAAGAAGGAGAAGGACACGCACGAGGGCAACGAGAGUUCGGAGGCGCCGUCGCCUGUCAACGCCAUGAACUCGUUUGUCUAACGCGGCCGCCUCCUGGCUGCAGCGGUUGCUACGGCCGUCCCCGCGUCACCCUGGCAAAUGUGAUCAUCGCGGUGGUGACAGUUGCUAAGGCGACAGCUGUCGUGGGCACCUACUUUUACCCUGUGGUUGCCGUCACUCUGGUGGUCAAGGCUGCCUUUACACCAAGACUGCUGACAUGUCCUCAUCUCCACACCCCGUCGGCCCCAGUCGCACUGUGACCUUCCAGUGAACACACACUUACGAAUCCCCCACAACCAUUAAAAGAAGAAAAGAGGCAGCGAGCAAUACUGAAAAGCAGACAAAAUGUGCCAGAGAGGAUUUUACCGCUCAGACUGAAACAUGAGUGUGGCCAAGUGUACGUGUGCGUGUUAGUGAUCUCUUUACAAACAUGAUAAUUACAGCUUCCAUCAAAUAUCCACAUAUUUGAUGGAAGUAUGGCAUAUGAUCUGCAGGCAGGCUAAUAUAAGUGAAUCACAUUCAUAAGCAACUGCAUGGAGCAACUCGUGUGUCUGUUAAGCAUUUUACCUUCCUCUUGUCUUUUUUUUUUUUUGCAGAAGUAUGCUGCAUCUUGCACUGUAUUUGCUGCACGCCUAUGAGCCAGGGUGUUAUUUUCUUACUUGCAGAAAAGUGUUAUAUGGUGUUUGGCAUAUAGAAGAAAAAUGGCAGCAGUGGUAUUAUGAUUCCAGCUGCGAAAAGAGUGACUCAAAGUAGAAGCUACGUAGUAGGUGUUUUUGUUUAACUACCUAUCUUUAUUUUAUUACAGGUGGACUGUUUGUGCGUGUGUGCUAGAGAAAGAAUGGGAGCUAUAUUUCCAGGUCAGACGUGUCCGGUCGUAGUGCCUGAACAGCCUGGUGUCGCACGCUAGCAGCGCAGUGCUAAACUAAAUGUUUUCACAUUUUCUCACAUUGCAACCUUAUAUUUCAGUGGAUUUUAUUGGGACUGUAUAGGAGAGACCAACACAAGGUGACUCAUAAUUGACACAUAGAUUUCUCAACAUGUCUUUCAUUAUGAAAAUAUAAGAAAGUGGCGUGCAUUUGUACUUUGCUGAAUCACAUUAAGCUUGACUUUGCGGGUGAAAGUUAUUUGGGGUAUGUCUCUACCAGCUUUCCAAAUCUAGAAACUGGAACUUUUCCCCUGGGGGAUUUCUUGUGUUAUAUUUCCACCACAUUUUUUUUUAUUUUGCAUGUUGGCAAAGAAGCUUAAGGUAGGCUUGUUUUGCUUUGCAAAUUGUGUCCUUCCACUUGUGGUUAAUGAAAGUCGUCAUGAUACGACUUGCUCUCUGAUUUUCUUUAACCAAACUCUAAGACUUUGACAAAACAUAAGCGUUUAUGCAAAAAUUAAACAUCCCCCAAUGUAUUUCCUCCAUGGUGAUUUUUAAAGGCAAGUGCUGAUAGCUGGAAACUUUUGAGUUUCCUUGGUUAAAGUUUUAGGCGGGGGCUUUUCUGUUCAUACAGUGAAUGGGUUCUUUCCAGGUACUUUGAUUUUUUUCCCCUUAACUGAAAAACAUGCAUGCCAUAUAUCUGGCCUCUGUGAGUGUCUGCAUGCCCUCUGAUGUCCUUCGUCUUAUAGGGCGAAUGCCUCUGUUGUCUAUUGUUCAAAAGUUAAAGGCACACCCUCCGAUUAACAGGCAGAUGUAGAAAAAUGGUUGGAUGUAGUUUAGAUAAAUCAAGGCGUAAAAGGAGCAGAGCACAAAUGAACGCCACCCUUUUCCUAUUUCACAAUUGCAAAAAACAUCUUGGUUACCAUAAAUCCUUAUUCUUCCAUUUUACAGUAACACGCAACUUUUAUGUUGGCUAUUAAAAAAACACAUUGAAGCUAAGGUUGUAAUGUAGCAAAAGCCAAUAUAAAAAGUACAAGUAUCAACACAUUUCCAAGCCACUGUGGUUCCAAACAGUCUGUUUGUAGCCUCUUGGUUUCUACCAUCAUUUAACUUAUAUUCUAUUACUGUUGCAUUGUGCCCUUGUUGCUGAACACUAACUGAUCCAGUGUCGCCGUCUAUUGCUUCUGUGCAAACCCUGUCAACUCUCUCCCAUCGUAACAUUAAUUUCACUGGCAUUAAUCCUCCAACUUUGUUUUAUGUACACGUACUUACAGAAAUAUUCUAAUCGUACAAGUUUGCUAAGAAUUUUGGAGGUAUUUAACGACGUGUUGGUAAUCGCAAAGCUGUCAGCAUGGUUUCUAGUGCCUUGGUAGAAAGCAGUUACUUAGAUCCACAGUUCAAUGCCGAUUUAUGCAAACCAAAAUUUUAAAAACAUGGUGGAUGUUCAAAGCUUCAUAAAAGGCACCUGAUGAAAAGAAGAGUUUAAAAAAAAAAAGUUUGCUGUUUUAAAUAGUCCUUAAUAUAAAGCUGAUAAUUACCUUUAUUUUGCCAGAAAAUAUGACAGAUUUGACCAUUUUGUAAGCUAUAAAGAACAAAUCAACAAAUUGAACUGAUACUCUUUGAAGUGAUUGGAAAAACCCCUCCAUGGUUGUGUAUUUUGGAGUUUCUUCAAGGGUGCCCUUGUUUGUUUCCUAUGGUUGGGAGGUCUGAAAGAUCAAGUGGAUGUUAGCUGAUGUGAGACCCAGAUUACCUCCUCAACUUCUUUUACAAUAUCUGAAAAAAAAAAAAAAAAUGUUAAUGAAGGCUGUUCUAACUCAUAUUUUCUUAGGGGUCCGGGUUCCGACACAAGGCUGAAAGCAGAUUUCAAAAAUGGCAGUAAGUGGAAGGAACCUACUUUAACUCUCGAUGGUUGUAGCUUUGUCGACAAUCAUGUUAUUCAGCUGUUCUCAGCAUCUUACUGAGAGUUGAGCGAUUCUAAAACGGGCCUGUGAAAGGAAACUCCAGAUCGGACAUUCAUGUCAAACACUCCCUUUCUCAACUCAUCCAUCAAAAACCCAAACUAAACUACUGCCAAACUGCUCACCAGAUAACUGCCAGUGUGAACCAGCUUCACCACCUUGUCUCGUCCUAUUGUAACCGUCACCAUUGGGGAAAAUAAGUGGGGGGCGGGAGGGAAAUAAUAAUACUGAAUGUGGAUACAAGUGUAUCUGUUUAUGUGAAUGAAAAUACUGCUUGUUUCAUUUCAAGGAGUGAUUGCACUGGUGACUUUGAUUUAUGCUUACCUUCUGCAGUGUAUGUUAUUACAGUCCGAGUGCAGGUUUCAUGUUUUUGCAAAUGAAGUACAGGGGUGAGUGUGUGAGUUCACGAGCGUGUGUGUGCAUGCGUGAAGUGCACACUGCUUUCUAUUGUUCCAAUGUGUGUCCUGUAAUUUGCUCCUUCUGGACAUAGGAGAUUCUCUUUUUUUCUUUUUGUUUUUGUUUAUUUUUUAAAGCAUUUUCAUGUCUUAUCAUAACUUGCAUCAAGUUUUUAGGUUUCAACAUGCCAGAACACCGCGUGCAGAUAUAUAUAUAUAUAUUUUCUGUUUGUUGUAAAUAACGGUUUGAUUUGAGCGUAGAUGUGUUAAGAUCAGAGUUGGCAUGGCGUAAGGAAGUUAGACUGUGAGGAAUUAGACGACUUCUAGUUUUCACUCUUUGAUUUAGUGUGAACUUCUGCUUGUUUUUUUUUUUUUUUUUUAUAUUAUCGUCAGGUAAACAUGUUUAGCCUACAGUAUCGGGUAUCACCUCUGAUGAUUGAACUUGUGACUGAGCUCUUGUGACACCUGUAUUGUUUAUAUUUCUGGCAGUCCAUGCACAUUUUCUGCCUUUUUAUACUUAAUAUAUAUGAAUAUUACAAAAAAACAAAACAUUAAGUGGACUAUUAUUUCAAAAUAAGUUUGCACAUCUAAUUUAGGACAACCAGAUUGUCCUAAAUUAGAUGCCUUUUUUUAGGCUUGUGCACUGGAAAAUGAAAAAUAUACUACUAAUUUGGAGAAUACAAUAGGAUGGCAUGGACACACUAACUGGUGCAUUUCAGUGUGAAUACCCUGGAAACAAUGUUGCUGGCUGAAACAGUAUAUAAUUAUAACAUUCUGGUAAAUGUUGAAGCUACAUGAGAAGCAUGAACGGCUGUUGAAUGGUUUACUUCACAAUAUAUUACUGCAAAAUAUUUUGUAUUUUAAAUGAAGUACAAAAACAAAAUGAAUAAAUGUUGGUUUUGGGAUUUCAAAUCAGUUUAUUUUGUAUCCUUGCUGCAGUGCAACAUGUUAAAGUGUGAGAUUUUGGCUCCACCUAGUGUAUCUAUUCAAUCUUUAAACGUCUGAACGUUUCUUUCCAAUUUGUGGAAUCAGGGCUGGACUUUGAUUGGACCAAUACAGUGUGAUUUAAACCUCUUUCGUUGUAGCUCAGGCUGUGUAGUUAAUGUUGUUCUCCUGGUGAAAUGUGAACUUCACCUUUAGACUGAUGUCUUUUGCAUCCAAUAUGUUUUCCUCCACAACUGCUAUACGUUUCCUCUUCCAUAAAGGCGAGAUUUAUCGACUGCAUAAAGAAUCGACGUUGCGUUCACAGAUAGUUCUACUUAAACUUUGUGUCUCUGCAGCAUUUUCAGUUGACCUUCUUCACUUAUCAAUGCUUUCCUUCCUUAUUUUUUAAGGCAGCCACGUUUUAGUAAGUUUAGAAUCUUGCCGAACUUCUCCUUUAGGUAAUAGAUUGAGCAGUAUUUUUGAGAGAUGUUCACUUAUGUUCUUUUAAGAAUGAAAACAUGAGUGACCUUCACAUCGACAAUGAUCCAUUAAGAAAAAAUUGUCAUUCAGGUUUGUAUUUAAUAUGCGGUGGCUGUGCUAUUUCAGAGUUCAAGAACCCGUCCAUUAUAACAGUGGUUGGAAUGGGAUCUUAAAUCAGCAUGUAUUGGGUCUUCAGAUCAUUUUAAGAACUUAAAGUAAAUAUUUUUUUUU
Molecule: messenger RNA, 9055 nt
Organism: Gambusia affinis (western mosquitofish)
Lineage: Eukaryota; Metazoa; Chordata; Actinopteri; Cyprinodontiformes; Poeciliidae
Gene: nrcama
Product: neuronal cell adhesion molecule a
Exons: 29
Coding region: 501-4247 (1248 amino acids)
Biological process (GO): brain development; cell-cell adhesion
Molecular function (GO): cell-cell adhesion mediator activity
Source: RefSeq, a predicted model, not a curated record